UCGACUUAUAUAAUUACAUUGUUAUGUUUCCCAGUUGAAAACAAAUUAAUGGAAACUUCUGGAAAUGUAAUUGCAGCGAGUCAAAGGCCAGAUGGUACUUGGCGCAAAGAACGUAAAGUAAAAGUUGGCUUUGUUCCACAAGAUGAAAUUCAAAAGUAUGAAAGUCGCACAAAAAAAUUUUUUUCUGAAAAGCCUGAAUAUCCUCCAGGAUAUAAUGCUGUAUCUGAGAAACCUUUAUCAAAGAAUCAGAAAAAAAAUGAGCGUAAAAAACAAAAGCGAGAAGUACAACAUAGCGCAAAAGAUUCCCUAACACCACCAAUCAUAGCAGAAAUAACCAAAACAGUGAAUGAACUAAGUUUAGAAAAAAAACCUAAUGACUCUAAAGUAAUUGAAACAGUUGAUCGAACAAAAAAAAUAAAAGCUCUUAAUAAGAAGAUUAAACAAAUUGAACAAUUGGAAGAGAAACUUAAAAAAGGCGAAGUGUUGGAAGAUCUGCAAUUAGAAAAAAUUUCGAAAAAGAAAAAAUUAGAAGAAGAGUUAAAACAGUUACAACAAUUGUUGUAACCACAACAAUUGUUACAAAAGAUACAGUGAAAACAUUUUUUUUUUUGAAUGUCAUUUGUUUUUGUUUUUUGUGUGCGUGUUUCGAAAAAGGUUUUAAAAAUAUUUUCGAAA
Messenger RNA from Hydra vulgaris (swiftwater hydra), 675 nucleotides. NCBI's taxonomy places the organism in Eukaryota, Metazoa, Cnidaria, Hydrozoa, Anthoathecata, Hydridae. The record is from RefSeq and is a predicted model, not a curated record.